AUGAAGUCCUUCGUAGCCCUCUCCCUCGCGGCCCUCGCCCUUGCCAACCCUAUCCCCGUCUCUAACGAGCCAGCCAUCCUCGCUGAGCGUCAGACCCAGACCGGUAUCACGUCUACCGAGUUCACCCGUCUCGGCUGCCGCCCCGUCAUCUUCCUCUUCGCCCGCGGCUCGACCGAGAUCGGCAACAUGGGCUCUACCGUCGGGCCCCCGACCUCCAACGGAAUCAAGGCCGCGCAAGGCGUCACCAAUGUCGUGACCGAGGGUAUCGACUACCCUGCCCUGCUGUCCACCAACUUCCUCCCUGGCGGUGCCGACCUGGGCGGUAUCAGCGAGAUGAAGAGGCUUCUUAACAAGGCUGCGACCGAAUGCCCCAACUCCAAGAUUGUCGUUUCUGGGUACAGGUAUGGACAUGACAUCCUUGCCAGUCCCCAGUUUUCCCCCCUUAAUACUCAUACUAACCGCAACAAAAAAACAGCCAAGGCGCAGCCCUCGUCCGACCGCGCCGUCGAGAGCAUGUCCGAGGCGGUCAAGAACAAGAUCGUGGCCGCCGUAACUUACGGUGAUACCCAGCGCCUCCAGGACCGCGGUCGCAUCCCCAACUUCCCCGAGGAGAAGACUCUCAUCAUCUGCAACACCGGUGACCUCGUCUGCGUUGGCCAGCUGACCAUCCUCGCUCCUCACCUCGACUAUAAGCGCCGCGUGCCUGAGGCUCUUGCUUUCAUCAACGCUAGGCUGGCUGCUUAG
Messenger RNA from Sordaria macrospora k-hell, 744 nucleotides. The record is from RefSeq and is a predicted model, not a curated record. NCBI's taxonomy places the organism in Eukaryota, Fungi, Ascomycota, Sordariomycetes, Sordariales, Sordariaceae.